AUGGAGAAGAACGAAGACCCAACGACCACCCAGUCUCUCUCGCUCUUCCGGCUAGUUGUCGACCAGGCUCGAGUCACAGAGGAGGUCCUCAAUUAUCCAUAUCCGGGGGCAGGCACCGUCGAAGAUCCUUGUGUCGUCACAUAUAUCCCGAAUGACCCAGGAAACCCUUUCACUUGGUCGGGACGGAGGCGUUGGACCCUCAGCCUGAUCGUGGCGACUGAGAUGCUCGCCACGGCAUAUGCGUCGAGCGCGUUCAGCGGGACGCUGGAACAACUCAUCAUUGAUCUUAGAGCGAGCACAGAAUUGAUCACCGCCGGCAUCUCGCUGUUUGUCCUCGGUUUCGCUGUCGGUCCUCUCCUGUGGGCGCCCCUCUCGGAAAUAUACGGAAGGCAAUUGAUAUUCUUGGUCAGCUUCUGCGGCUUCACUGCCUUCUGCGCUGGUUGCGCCGGCGCCAAUAAUAUCGCCACGCUGCUUGUUCUGCGCUUUUUCGCCGGAGCUUUUGGUUCUUCGCCCUUCACCAACGCCGGCGGAGUCAUUGCCGACUGCUUCCAGGCGCGGGAGCGGGGAUUGGCCAUGUCCAUAUUCGCAUUGGCGCCCUCGAUGGGACCGACGUUGGGCCCGUUCUCGGCGGGCUUCCUCGCUGAGACCCAAGGUUGGAGAUGGGUGAUGGGUCUCCUGGCGAUCUUUGGAGGAGUCAUGUGGAUUCUGGGUGCCGUCUUCGUCCCCGAAACAUAUGCACCCGUCAUCUUGAGGAAGCGAGUUGCCAAGCUGUCGGCAAUGACGGGCAAGGUGUACAUCUUGGAGGCGGACAAGGGCAAGGGCGCUCCAUCCAUCAGGACUCUGCUACCAACCGCUCUAAUUCGUCCCUGGAUCUUGUUAUUCAAGGAGCCCAUCGUUCUCCUUUUGUCUCUGUAUAUCGCCAUCAUCUACGGCACCCUGUAUCUGCUUUUUGGAGCAUAUCCUAUUGUCUUCCAAGAAGUUCGCGGCUGGUCAGCAGGCAUUGGCGGACUUCCAUUCCUCGGCGUUGCCCUGGGCAUGGUACUCGGCAUAAUUUUUGCGGGUUGGACAAACAGGUGGUAUACCAACGAGGCAGCAAGAAAUGGCGGCAUUGCUCCUGCAGAAGCACGAUUGCCGCCUGCCUUCUAUGGCGCUGUCGCAAUACCAUGCGGGUUGUUCUGGUUCGCCUGGACAGACUAUCCUUCCAUCCACUGGAUUUCGCCAGUCCUAGCCGGUGUCCCGUUCGGAUAUGGCUUCACAGUGGUCUUCCUGGCCGUCACCAAUUACCUGGUCGACGCGUACACCAUCUUCGCGGCAUCCGCCUUGGCAGCCAACACGGUGUUGCGGUCACUGUUUGGCGCGGCCUUCCCACUUUUCACCCCGGACAUGUUUGAUGCUCUUGGGAUCCAUUGGGCAACCUCCGUUCCAGCCUUUGCGGCACUGGCCUGCGUGCCGUUUCCGUUCAUCUUCUACAAGUACGGAGCCAGGAUACGCAGCCGAUGCGUCUAUGCUGCUCAGUCAGAGGCUGUGAUGGCCCAACUCCGUGCAAAGGCUGUCGCAUCGAAUGCCCAAACGUCGGAACCCGAUGAGAAGACCUCAAGGAGAUCGACCAGUGAAGACUCGACCGACUCUGACACGGACCUGGAGGUGUCCCAACCCAGAUUCGAGCCUAUUAAGAGCAGAAAGUCAUUUGCGUCGGAUACAGGCGGUCGGACAUCCUUGGCGAGGGUAAGAUCGAAUACCGGCAGCAUCUUAGAGGCAGCCAAUUACCAAGCCAGUCCGUACGACAUUGACCGCGUAAACACCUCGACAUCCGUGGCAGGGCUGGACCUGACAAGGACGGCAACCAAUCGCUCUGGCGAUAGGUGA
This is a messenger RNA of Cladophialophora yegresii CBS 114405, 1866 nucleotides long. RefSeq lists its product as uncharacterized. The record is from RefSeq and is a predicted model, not a curated record. NCBI's taxonomy places the organism in Eukaryota, Fungi, Ascomycota, Eurotiomycetes, Chaetothyriales, Herpotrichiellaceae. Bases 1 to 1866 code for a protein of 621 amino acids. Gene Ontology annotation, molecular function: transmembrane transporter activity. Gene Ontology annotation, biological process: transmembrane transport. The transcript is spliced from 3 exons.